Lingula anatina is the source of this 2051-nucleotide messenger RNA. RefSeq lists its product as uncharacterized. NCBI's taxonomy places the organism in Eukaryota, Metazoa, Brachiopoda, Lingulata, Lingulida, Lingulidae. The record is from RefSeq and is a predicted model, not a curated record.
UCAUUGACCCCAAAAUGUGCACAACAUGGCGGAAGGAGGCGGACUUAGAUGUGAGAUAGCGAAUAUUCCUGGUGCAGAAAAUAUACCGUGCGGACUCAGUAUUCCAUACAAAUGCCACACGAGCUGUGUUUUGCUUAGGGAGUGUACCAGAGACGUUAAAAACCACUUAAAAACCUGAAAGUGCUUCAUGUCCAGAAACGAGCUACAGAUAGAAAGGAGCUUAUUCUUCAAAGUUAUUUCGACUUUGACCCCGAGAAUGAACUACUUAACUAAACUAUAUGUCCAGCACACAGGUUUCGUUUAGGGACGAACUGGACUACGUCCAAAAAGUGCCGGUACCCACUUCUCAAAGAGAAAGGGAAACCCUCUUCUUACCAAGCAAUUGGCGUCGAGAUUUCCAAGGAGCUGAAACUAGAUUUUGGUGUGUUGGUCCCAGUAGGGUCAUCUCUUUGUAAAAGGUGUAAAGAGAAAGAGACUGCUCGUCAAGGGGGCGUCUCGAUAGUCUGAAGGUUCAUUGGUCCGAAGGAAUCAAGGGUUCAUUGGUCCGAAGGUUCUAUAGUGACUAUUGAACAUUCGGACUAUUGCUACAGCCCCCUUGUCACCAUGAGAAGUAUACAGCAACUAAAGAUACAACUGUGGCUUCUAUGUCUAAACUUUCUUCAGCCCAAGAAGAAACUGAACAUGCAAGGUUAGACAUGCCAGUGUCAGGCAGCAGCAGCAAUGGCAGCUCACAAAGUAGUGGGAGGACAGACCUUGAAGCUUCUUGGGUCUCUACACCUGUAAAGAACCAGGACCUGGGGAAUUUGAAUAAUUUUCUUGUUCGUGGUGGGUUUGAACCAGCCAUAGGUCAACUUAAAUCUAGCUAUGACACUGCUGCCCCAAGAACGAGAAGGUAUUACAAACAGAAAGCAAGAGAAGGCAUCAACUUGGUUCUGAACUGUUUGUCACUUGGUCAUGAAGAAGCUGUCUGGAGAUAUGUUCAGAAAGCGGAUAUGGAAACCAGUACCAUCAACGCACUGAUAGCCUGUUAUGAAAGUGCAGAUUCAAGAAAACUCAACGCAUAAGUCUGCCGCUGUAUAUGUAUUAGUGCAAGACGUUUUUAGUCUAAUGAAAGGCUCUACAGUGCAUUUUUAUUGGUGCUUUAUUUUUCUUAAUUUUCAAAAUUACAAUAAAAUAUAUAUUAUUAUCUUUAAGCAAUCUGAUUUUCUUUGAAUGAGAAAUGGAAAUGAAUAAAAACAGAUAUCAUCCACCUAAAAUGAGUGCUUCAAUAAUAAUUUUUAAAAAUGAAAAGUUACAUAAAAAGUACGACCUUGCUCCAAAGAUAAAAAUAUAACAUGGAUACACUGUGGAGCAUUACAUAUAUUUUUAAAGGGGAUGCUGAUAUUACAUGCUUAUAUUACAUUUUGCAUCAGCCAUACGGCUUGUUCCCAAUGAAAAUAUUAUCCCACAUAGAUCAAUCCAACUCCCCAGAUAAACAGAUUUUAAAAACACGAAAAAUAACCAAUGAUUUGCUGAACACUCAGUCAUGCAUCCUUGUUGAACAGUUUCUUAUUUGUUUUUUAUUCAUCAUUUCUCAUGAGACUUCAAGGGGAGCAAUUUUUGUUCACACUUGUCCUUGCCUGCUUGUGCUGAAUAAAGAAGCCUGUCUGUUCAGAUAAAGCUGGUAUCACUAUGGACAAAAUGUAGGAGCACAGUGGUAGCACCCAACAACAUCUAAACUAAUAUUUCUCCAAAGCUGUCCAUGUUUGUUUUCAGCUGGCAGACAGAUUUAUCUAGCAGAAAUAUAACUGCAACCCAGUUCUAACUGGCUUUCUCCACUCAGUUGAUCUGAAAAACAAAAUGAAAAUAUAGUUUUACAAAUAUAUCCUUGCUUAUAAUUUUCUGGAAACUAUGAAAUUUACCCAGAUGAAAGGCUUUCUAUAAGCAAGGUCCUAUCUACUGUAGCAAUGAUAAAAGCCACCUUUCAAGCUAGUUAUUACAACAAUCAUCAAUGAUAUUGAAACAAACAUUGAUUGUAAUACUUAACAACAAUAUUUUUCAAAGAGAAACGU